Molecule: messenger RNA, 2912 nt
Organism: Siniperca chuatsi (mandarin fish)
Lineage: Eukaryota; Metazoa; Chordata; Actinopteri; Centrarchiformes; Sinipercidae
Gene: mmp9
Product: matrix metallopeptidase 9
Exons: 13
Coding region: 213-2282 (689 amino acids)
Biological process (GO): proteolysis; extracellular matrix organization; collagen catabolic process
Cellular component (GO): extracellular matrix
Molecular function (GO): metalloendopeptidase activity; zinc ion binding
Source: RefSeq, a predicted model, not a curated record
AAGGUCCACAACCCCAACCAAGAGCACAAAGCAGAGACAACAACAAGAGCCACCAGUCAAAACAAAGAGGGAAGCCAGCACUGACGGACAAACACUUGAUCUUCAGCGGAGAAGCUUUAGAACUUUUUUGUCUAACUGAGCACUUGCUCACUGCAACGCUCUCAGUAAAUCUUUUUUGUUCCAUUUUGCAGCAACCUACAGUAGAUCUCAUCAUGAGAUGCUGUGCUUUAGCAGUGUGUUUAGUUUUGGGGAUAAGCAUGCAGGAUGGAUGGAGCCUUCCCCUCAAGUCCGUCUUUGUCACCUUCCCAGGAGACAUCAUCAAAAACAUGACUGAUUCGGAGCUGGCAGAAAGUUAUCUGAAGAAGUUUGGCUACAUGGACACGCUGCAGCGCAGUGGCUUCCAGUCUAUGGUGUCCACCUCCAAGGCUUUGAAGAGGAUGCAGAGGCAGAUGGGGCUGGAGGAGACCGGAGAGCUGGAUAAGUCCACCCUAGAGGCCAUGAAACAUCCUCGUUGUGGGGUUCCUGAUGUGGCCAACUACAAAACAUUUGACGGAGACCUCAAAUGGGACAGUCACGAUGUCACUUAUAGGAUCCUUAACUAUUCCCCAGACAUACAGAGCUCUCUGACUGAUGAUGCCUUUGCCAGAGCCUUCAAGGUGUGGAGUGAUGUGACCCCUCUCACCUUUACCCGCCUGUUUGAUGGGACAGCUGACAUCAUGAUAUCAUUUGGAAAAGCCGACCACGGAGACCCAUACCCAUUUGAUGGUAAGGAUGGUCUUCUGGCCCAUGCUUAUCCCCCUGGUAAGGGUGUGCAGGGAGAUGCCCACUUUGAUGAUGAUGAAUACUGGACUUUGGGAACAGGACCAGUUGUGAAGACUCUCUAUGGGAAUGCGGAUGGUGCCAUGUGCCACUUCCCCUUCACUUUUGAGGGCAAAUCCUACUCCACCUGUACCACUGAUGGCCGUCCGGACAACCUGCCAUGGUGCGCCACCACAGCUGACUACAGCACAGACCAGAAAUACGGCUUCUGCCCAAGUGAACUUCUUUACACAUUUGGAGGAAAUGCCGACGGAGCUAAGUGUGUCUUCCCUUUCAUCUUUCUGGGAGAGACAUAUGACAGCUGUACCACAGAGGGCCGCAGCGAUGGCUACCGCUGGUGUGCCACCACAGACAACUUUGACAGGGACGUAAAAUAUGGAUUCUGUCCCAGUCGUGACACCGCUGUAACCGGAGGAAAUUCUGAGGGAGAGCCCUGCCACUUCCCCUUUGAGUUCCUGGGUAAAACGUAUGACUCCUGUACUAGUGAGGGACGAGGAGAUGGCAAGUUGUGGUGCAGUACCACUGCCAGCUAUGAUGAUGACAAGAAAUGGGGCUUCUGUCCUGACCAGGGUUACAGUCUGUUCCUGGUGGCAGCCCAUGAGUUUGGACAUGCCCUUGGCCUGGAUCAUUCCAACAUAAGAGAUGCCCUCAUGUACCCAAUGUACAGCUAUGUGGAAGACUUCUCCCUGCAUGAAGACGACAUUGAAGGCAUUCAAUAUCUCUACGGACCCAAAACAGGCCCCACUGCCUUCCCCCCUCAGCCCAACACCCCCACCACAGUCCCCUACCCAGACCCUGAUAAUACUGACCCUACAAAUGAACCUAGACCCACUGAACCCACCACCACUACAAGAUCUGUGGAUCCGACCAAAGAUGCCUGCAAGUUCACCAAAUUCGACGCCAUCACUGUGAUUGAGGGAGAACUACAUUUCUUCAAGGAUGGACAUUACUGGAAGACGUCCAGCAGCAGCGAUGGAGGACCCACGGGACCAUUUUCUAUUUCUGAGAGGUGGCCAGUUCUGCCAGCAGUCAUUGAUUCUGCCUUUGAGGACCUUCUGAGCAGGAAAUUGUACUUCUUCUCAGGGACCCGAUUCUGGGUGUACACAGGGCAGAAUGUUCUGGGUCCCCGCAGCAUAGAGAAGCUCGGCCUCCCCAACAGCAUUCAGAAGGUGGAGGGAGCACUGCAGAGGGGUAGAGGCAAAGUGCUGCUCUUCAGUGGGGAGAACUUCUGGAGGCUUGAUGUGAAGGGACAGAAUAUCGACAGAGGGUACCCCAAAUACACAGACGCUGUCUUUGGUGGCAUCCCCAAUGAUGCUCAUGAUGUGUUCCAGUACAAAGGUCACGUGUACUUCUGCCGGGACCGCUUCUACUGGCGUAUGAAUUCCCGCAGGCAGGUGGAUCGUGUUGGCUAUGUGAAAUAUGACCUUCUUAAGUGCUCAGAUUCUUCAAGCACUAGCUACUGAGGCAAUGAACACACAGCGAUGAGCAGGAAAUCGUCUGUAAUGUGGUAGUACCCAUUUCUCUCUCCUGCGCAGGUGUCAGGGAGAAUGUGAUGCAGUAUUUGUGUAUAGCACCUGUUGUAUGAUGUGUGUGCUUUCUGAGAUGUGAAUGAUUGGCCAUCAUUGAUGUUGGCUAAUUUUAAAACAUACAGCAUUGGUCUAAAAAUAAGUCCAAGUCCCAAAGGAAAGCAAAGCAAGUUGCUAUCUUUGGCACUACCCUGCCCUCUGUCUGUUAAUCUGUGAACUUUUAGGUUAUGAUGGUCUAAAAUUUAAGCCAUAACCACAACUAAAAUAUUCUCAAAAGCUAUCUGGAUGAGAUUACAAGAUUGCUAAAUAAUUUCUUUAUGUCUGACAGGUUCAGACUCUUAACAUUAUUUGAUUAUUUUGGUAUUUAUAGCAAUAUCUAAUAUUAUUUUUUAUGUCCUGAAGCUUGUUUGUUUUGUAUAACUCUGUGUGUGUAUUUCUGAAAAUGGCUUCAAAGCCAAUUACUUGCACUGGAAGACGAUCUAUGUCUCCUUCACUGAAACUAUUUAUGAGACUGAUAUGUUUUGUAUCAAAGUUUUAACUUUCAAUGCAAUAAACAUUCCAUGAGAA